This is a messenger RNA of Glossina fuscipes, 2373 nucleotides long. RefSeq lists its product as uncharacterized. Lineage: Eukaryota; Metazoa; Arthropoda; Insecta; Diptera; Glossinidae. The record is from RefSeq and is a predicted model, not a curated record. The transcript is spliced from 2 exons. The coding region runs from base 65 to 1744 and encodes 559 amino acids.
UAUAUAUAUAUAUAUCUCUGUUUCUGUAAUAACUACCCGCCUGCUCAUAAAAUCGCCGGAUAUAAUGGCGCGUACGAAAAUCAUUUUGAAAAUAUUAUUCUCGUUAUGCGUGUGGUCUUUCGUUAUUAUCGGUCUCUUUAAGAUGCACGGCUCGAAUAUCGUGCCUCAGGAAUACGCUUCGGUGCCAUUAAGCGGUCGUAUACUGCUGCAGAAGGAUAUGCUGCGUUUUAUGGAGACGCCUUCAACAACAACGGAUCGUUUUGAUCCUUCCGAAAUCUUGGUAGACAAUCGAACCGCUAUGGAUGACGAGCAAUUGGUACGUGACGUUGAAUCGCGUAUACCCUCAUUGCCAAUUGCUUACUGGAGUAAAAAUAAGAAUUUUCUUCAACAAAAAUCUUCCAAUUGUGCCAAAUAUCCGUCAAUAUUUGAACUGGAAUUCAAUAACAUCUAUUGGCAGACGAUGCGUACUACUAACGGGACUUUUCAAUUAUUCGGUGCCUACUAUGAUAUACGCAAGAAUUCUUUACUCGGACCAACCGUACGCAUACUCGGUAUGAUUGAUCGCAUCGAACCGAAAGUGAAGACGUUCUGUCAAUUUUGGUUCGAUGGUCAGAAGGAGCCAUUUAUUGUUAAAACCUAUGAAUACAAAUACAUUUGGUAUAAUAAAUGGGGCAAUUAUAAGCAGGGCAUCUAUCAACCGUAUUUGAUAGCUUGCCAAAUACCUAAACCAUUUCACGGCGUGGUACCCAGCUCAGUGUCUAUGGUUGAGAAGCAAUGCGAUACCGCCACGAACAAUUUGCGUGUGAUAUACAAUCGUCCGCCGGACGAUCAUAAGAAAGGUUUUGCUGUAUGCGUGAAAGGUUUAGAUUUUCUCUAUGACGAUCUAUCCGUACGAUUUAUCGAAUGGAUAGAAAUGUUGAAUAUUUUGGGUGCCGACAAAAUUUACUUCUACAAUCUACAAGUACAUCCCAAUAUUAGUAAGGUCUUGCAGCAUUACGAGCAAGAGGGUAAAGUUCAUGUUAGCCCGUUAACUUUACCUGGCGGUCAACCGAAUGUACCCGGUUUUCAGCAUUUAUAUUUAACCAAGAAGACCAAUCACAAACGACAAAAUGAAGUAAUACCGUAUAAUGAUUGCCUUUACAAGAAUUUGUAUUUAUACGAUUACAUAGCGCUGCUGGACGUAGAUGAAGUAAUUAUGCCGAAAGGUAACUUUGUCCUAUGGUCUGAAUUGAUGACCAAAGUAAUACCCGAAUCGCUUAAGUUUCGACCUGAAGGCUAUCAUAGCUACAAUUUCCGUAACGUUUACUUUCUGGAUGAUCAACAACACGAGCAUGGCUGGCACAAAGGUAUACCCAAGUAUAUGCAUAUGCUGCAGCAUGUACAUCGAGCCAAAAACUACACUAAGCCUAAUCAGUAUGUAAAAUGUUUUCAUAAUCCCGAAAGGGUAUUGACGUUACAUAAUCAUUUCCCCUUGGCUUGUUUGGGUGGAGUUUGCAAAUCGUAUCCCGUCGAUACGGAAGAUGCCCAUCUGCAGCAUUACCGAGCUGAUUGUGUGAAUACUUUGAAAAAGUCAUGUGAAGAAUAUCGCGAGCAUUCGGUCGAGGAUAAAACUAUAUGGAAAUAUAAGGAUGAGCUAGUACGACGCACCCUAAAGACUCUUGAGACUUUAGGUUUCUUUAGACGUAAUUCGGGAAACUCAUUUGGUAGCGGCUACGGUUCAACAACGCACUCGACAGAACGGUGAUUUCCUACAUUGUGGUGGUCGGAGACACCAUCCUGGUUGGGCAUUGUUAAUAGUUUAGCAAAUAGGGGUCUAGAGGGUUUAACCGGUCGUAGUAACAUUCAAAAUAAUUGGGGCAGCAGUAGCAGUAGCAGUAGCAGUAGUAGUAGUAGUAGUAGCAGUAGCAGUAGCAGUAACAGUAGAAGCAGCAGCAGCAGCAGUAGUAGUAGUGGUAGCAUUAGCAGUAGCAUCAGUAGUAGUGAUCGAGUUAUUUUAUACCUAAAUACUGGUAGUAAAGAAACCAUAGACUCUGUCGAUAAUUAUAACAAAGAGGCAACAACACAGAGUCCUGAGAUUACCCAAGAGACUACCGCCAAUAGUUUUAAGAGACGAUAGUAUUUUAUUUAAAUUGCUGUUUUUCCGCUUCUUUUUUUUUCUAGUACAGAAUUUAAGUGAAAAACAAGGUUCAAAACCUAAGUAAAAAUAAUCGUGAUUUUUCUUCUAUGUACAUAUUUGAAUAACGAAAAAAAAAAACAAAGGACAUGAACUAGAAAAUUAUUGAAGUAAUUGUGAAAAUUUGAGGUUGAAAAAAAAAGAAAGAAAAACUUAGGUUAAAUUUGAAAAAUUUGAUUUAAAAAAAAGAAGAAAAAAUU